Messenger RNA from Hemibagrus wyckioides, 4534 nucleotides. It is a transcript of the gene kif3b, whose product is annotated as kinesin family member 3B. The transcript has 9 exons. The record is from RefSeq and is a predicted model, not a curated record. NCBI's taxonomy places the organism in Eukaryota, Metazoa, Chordata, Actinopteri, Siluriformes, Bagridae. Gene Ontology annotation, biological process: microtubule-based movement. Gene Ontology annotation, molecular function: ATP binding; microtubule binding; microtubule motor activity. Bases 210 to 2534 code for a protein of 774 amino acids.
GACUCAAGGAGCCGACUCACCGGCGAAUGAUUCAAAACUAAUCCAAACACACUGUAUCCACUGCAACACACACCUCGUUCACUCCCACCCACAGAGUAGCGGUCGUGCAGGAGCAUGCAGAAGUGGCCGACGGAGGUGUUGCCUGGAUGUGCAGGUUCUGAUGCUGCAAGUGUCAUCACUGUGAAGUAAUACUGCAAGCAAAUAAAUCAAUGCCAGCAUCACCAGCAAGGUGUGUAGGCGCAGUUAUGUCCAGAAGCAAGAGCUCGGAGUCCGUGAAGGUCGUGGUGCGGUGUCGCCCCAUGAACGACAAAGAGCGGGUUGCAAACUUUGAGAGGGUGGUGUCUGUAGAUGUGAAGCUAGGCCAGAUUAUAGUGCGUAAUCCGAGAAGCGGGUUCACUCAUGAACACCCUAAAGUUUUUACUUUUGACUCAGUCUAUGACUGGAACUCAAAGCAGGUUGACCUCUAUGAUGAGACUUUCAGGCCAUUGGUGGAUUCAGUAUUGUUCGGGUUCAAUGGCACCAUCUUCGCUUAUGGACAGACGGGUACAGGGAAGACGUUUACAAUGGAAGGGGUACGCAGUGACCCAGAGAAAAGAGGGGUCAUUCCCAACUCCUUCGAGCACAUUUUCACACAUAUCUCCCGAUCACAGAACCAACAGUAUCUGGUCAGGGCAUCAUACCUGGAGAUUUACCAGGAGGAGAUCAGGGACCUGUUAGCCAAGGACCAGUCACGUCGCCUGGAGCUGAAAGAGAGACCUGACACAGGUGUUUAUGUCCGAGACCUUUUAUCAUUUGUCACUAAAAGCGUCGGGGAGAUUGAGCAUGUUAUGAAUGUAGGGAACCAGAACCGUUCGGUUGGUGCAACUAACAUGAAUGAGCAUAGUUCCCGUUCUCAUGCCAUAUUUGUCAUCACUGUUGAGUGUAGCGAGUUGGGUCCAGAUGGGGAGAACCACAUCCGUGUUGGGAAACUCAAUUUGGUCGACCUGGCAGGAAGUGAAAGGCAGACAAAAACAGGUGCACAAGGGGAAAGACUAAAGGAGGCCACCAAAAUCAACCUCUCCCUGUCUGCUUUGGGUAAUGUCAUUUCCGCGUUAGUGGAUGGCAAAAGCACCCACAUUCCAUACCGAGAUUCCAAGCUCACACGCCUGCUCCAGGACUCGCUGGGAGGUAACGCCCGAACUGUCAUGGUGGCUAACAUCGGGCCGGCCUCAUACAAUGUAGAGGAGACCCUCACAACGUUACGCUACUCAAACCGUGCCAAAAACAUCAAGAACAAGCCCCGCAUCAACGAAGACCCCAAGGACGCCCUUCUACGGGAGUUUCAGGAGGAAAUUGCUCGUCUGAAGAAGCAGUUGGAGAAACGAUCAGGGAAAAAGAAGAAGAAAAGGCGGAAAAGGAGACUUGGAGAGGGCGGAGAUGAACUGGAUGACGACGCGAAAGACGAAGAUGAUGAUGAUGACGAUGAGGAGGAGGAGGACGAAGGUCCGGAUGGGGAUAAGAACAUAGAGGAUUAUUGGCGGGAGCAGCAGGAGAACCUAGAAAAGGAGAAGAAAGCCAUUAUGGAGGACCAUAGUCUCGUGGCAGACGAGAAACAGCGACUGCUGUUGGAGAAGGAGAAGAAGAUGGAUGAUCUCCGUCGGGAAAAGGAGGCAUCUGAGAUGCUUGCAGCUAAAGUCAAGGCUAUGGAAAGCAAGCUGUUGGUUGGAGGGAAGAACAUUGUUGACCACACUAAUGAGCAGCAGAGAAUUCUGGAGCUGAAAAGGCAGGAAAUUGCUGAACAGAAAAGGCGUGAACGGGAGAUGCAGCAAGAGGUGGAGUGUCGUGAUGAAGAGACCCUUGAGCUGAAGGAGACGUACAGCUCACUGCAACAGGAAGUUGAUAUAAAGACCAAGAAACUGAAAAAGCUCUUUGCCAAGCUACAAGCAGUGAAGGCAGAGAUCCAUGAUGUCCAGGAGGAACAUAUUAAAGAGAGACAAGAGCUGGAGCAGACACAGAACGAAUUAACCAGAGAACUCAAACUAAAGCAUUUGAUCAUCGAGAACUUCAUUCCGUUGGAGGAGAAGAAUAAGAUCGUUUCGCGGGCCAUUUUUGAUGAAGAGGAUGACAUCUGGAAAAUGAAACCCAUUACCCGUGUUCAAGAUGAUCAGCAGAUGAUGAAAAGACCAGUGUCUGCAGUGGGAUACAGGAGGCCGCUGAGUCAACAUGCGCGUAUGGCUGUGAUGAUGCGCCCUGAACCCAGAUAUAGGGCUGAGAAUAUCCUGAUGCUGGAACUUGACUUGCCCACACGCACCACUAAAGAGUACGAGGAACCCAUGAUUGCGCCAAAGGUGGCGGCAGCUUUAGAAGACGCACUGAGAGAGGAGGAUGACAUCCAAGUGGAUGCUUCAGCCCUGGGCCAAGUUGGGUUUAACAAGAAACCAAAAACAAGCCGUCCCAAAACAGGCAAGAAGCUGAGCACCCCCAUGUCAGCCCAGAGCCCCUCCAGCUCAGGAUCCCCACUCUAUCCCCAGUCUCGUGGCCUUGUGCCCAAAUAACACCUCUACAUCCUUAUUCCUUCUCCAGAUCCUUUAGACAUUUAAACAGACUAGACUUUUGGCCAUGGUCUGGAACUAUAUGCUGAAGGUUGUUGUUAAAAUCUCCAGGUUAUAAAAUGUAUCCUUAAAUGUAUAAAUCAGGGAUGUCCAGUCUUAUCCACAAAGGUCCGGUAUGGCUGCAGGUUUUCAUUCCAAACAAGCAGUAACCACAACUGAUCCCAUUGCUUUAAUCAGCAGAUCUCGGCUUUCAGUAGUCUCACAUGUGGCUACUGCUCGGUCAGAACGAAAACCUGCAUUCACACCGGCCCUUCGCGGAUAAGUUUGAACAUCCCUGGUAUACAUGACUGGGUAGGCAGACCAAGACAUGAUUUCCUCUCCUCACUUUCUAUUUCCCCGGCCCACCCCUUCGAAAGUAAUUAGGACUACUUGCUCGGUUUCUGCUGCUGCUGACUGGUUUAAAACACUUAUAAGUGCAAUCGCAAAUGGAAUUAAAUAAUGAUUAAAAACCCAUGAGCUUUCCUGAAAAGGAUGAGCUAGCAGGUUUUGUGACCUUUUGUGUUCAGAGGCAUGUUACUGUCUCAUCAAAAACUGAUGCAUCCUGCUCCUGUACUUAGAGUGCAGUGAGAGUGCCGUUGGCAAGAACUCCAUUGUAUGUAGAUGUAUGGUAGGUUGUAUCUAGCUAGGUAUGUAUUACUAUUAUUAUUAUUUUUUAAUUAUUGUAGAUUUAACAAAUUGAAAGGCUCACCUGAGGAUUACACUGGGUGGGAGCAAGCGUUCCAUCCGUUUGCCUCCAAAUAUGCGCUGUAGUGUUAUCUGCUGAGCGAGAGAGCACACUACAUUCCAGCUCCAGUUUCCAGCAACACCUGCAUCCUUCCUCCUUUUCCUUUUAGCACUAAGAACCAAGGAUGUGAGGAGAGGAGGGGGUCAGGGAUUAGGUGUGGAUUGAACUGACGUCAAUUAAGCUGUAAUGCUGUUCUAUUCGAGUCACCCAAGUUGGAAGGACUGGAGUGGGGGAACUUAACAACACAUACUGAAUAAUCAGGGUUCCAAGGUGCCUUACCUUCCCUUUUUAUACAGAAAAAAAAGACAUUUUAGUCAUCAGAGUGCCCCUUGGAAUAAACAGAAAGCUUUAAAUUCAACACAACAAAAGAGUUUGGGCCAUCACGGUUGUUUUGGAAUAUCACUGUGCUUUUCCUUUCAGAGCAUCUGUAGAUGGUCAUUUUCUGUUACUUCACUUUGCCCCAUAAAAGCCCCUGUUAAUAGCAUUAACAUUUAAAACAACAUUUUUUCCAGCAUCCAUAUUAACACUCUAGGUAUAAAUAUGUGAUGUUGGGAGAAUUUUUAAAACUGACUUUGGUUAACACUAUUUAUCUGCAAUAUGCUCCGUACCCCAACCUCCACCUUACCAAUAAGGGUGACACGAUUGCUUGCUGCUACUGUAGGGUUUCAUCAAACCCAUGUAUACAGUGUGUGUGUGUAUGUAGAAAUGUCAGAACAUAAUUCUCUUCUAUACUGUUGAAAUAAAAAAGAUUAAUACAGUCAUAUAGCGACAUUUAAAAUCCUAACUUAACGUACUGAACCUGUCUGUUUUAUAUUCCAGCGGUUAUAGAUAACCUUUUCUUGUUCCUUGGCAUAGAAUGUAUUGUCCUUUUUUUUUUUUUUCCUCAUUUGUAUUAUUUAAUGUUGUGUACAAAUCUAUUUUUGCAUUAAUGAUUUUUAAGAGACUAUUUCAUGUUCUCUUGUUCCUGUGAUGUCUUCAGAAUUAAUUUCAAGUCUUAGUACAUCUUAAUGUGAGACGGUGUUUAGCUUCUCAAAGUGUUGUGUUGAUACCUUGAUUAAAAAACAACAAUAAAUAGGUCAGGCAUUUUGUUAAGCCAUUUAGGAAAUAAAAACUCUCUUUUUUUAUAAGAAAGAAGAAAAAAAAAGCACUAAUGAAAAUGCACAUCCUCUAUGUAAUGCUUGUUUAAUUCAUUCAGUCAUAUUAAACCAAAACUGAACCA